GGCAACGAGUUGUAAAGUAAAAUUUAGAAAACAAGACACGCAGUUAAGUGAAAAAUUGAUCCUUUUUCUAAGUUUCCAUUACCUAUAAACAACUAUGACGGAUGUGCUGGAUAUCUAUAAUCACGAGGAAUUCGAAGUAGACGAGGAUGGUGAUCAGGGAAUCGCUCGGCUGAAGGAGAAAGCACGAAAGCGCAAAGGACGCGGUUUUGGAAACGAGAGCAUUCCUCGCGAAGCAAUUGACUAUGAGCGGCUUCAGGACGACGAAGAAGAAUCGGAGCCCGGACCACAGCGUUCAGUGGAAGGCUGGAUUUUGUUCGUUACAUCGAUUCAUGAGGAAGCUCAAGAGGACGACAUACAGGAGAAAUUCUGUGAAUUUGGAGACAUUAAAAACAUACAUCUGAAUCUUGAUCGUCGUACCGGUUUUUUGAAAGGUUACGCUUUGGUCGAAUACGAAACGUACAAACAAGCGCUGGCCGCCAAGGAGGCACUCAAUGGAUCAGAAAUUUUGGGACAAACUAUCGCCGUUGAUUGGUGCUUUGUAAAAGGCCCGAAGAAACUGAAAAAAUCAGGUGAACGCAGAAGGCGAUAAACCAGUUCAUAUUAUCCGAUAACUUUCUCAUUUAACUCAUAGAAGAAUAAUGCUUAAUUCACAACCAACAUGUAAUUAAUAAAAACGUAUAAUAAAACAAGGAUUUAAU
Molecule: messenger RNA, 698 nt
Organism: Sabethes cyaneus
Lineage: Eukaryota; Metazoa; Arthropoda; Insecta; Diptera; Culicidae
Gene: tsu
Product: RNA-binding protein 8A
Exons: 1
Coding region: 95-589 (164 amino acids)
Biological process (GO): RNA splicing
Cellular component (GO): cytoplasm; nucleus; exon-exon junction complex
Molecular function (GO): mRNA binding
Source: RefSeq, a predicted model, not a curated record